AUGCAACGAAUCGUGUUUCUAUUCAAUAUCGUUCCGCUUAUCAACUCGCACCUAUGCCAUAAUGCUCCAGGAGCCGAGCGAUCGUGCAACAGCUCCAUCUGCUUCGCCCACUUCUAUACCCUUCUCGAGGGCACCGUGGAGCGUUUCGAUUGCGUCGACGACGCGAUGCUGAGUUUCGAGGCGUGCGCGAAGCUGCUCAACGCGACGAGCACCUGUUUAAAGGGAGCAAAUCAAAUCCAUUGUUGCUGCGAUUCGCCGAAAUGCAAUGCCGAUUUUCAAACGACGACAAUCUCAUUGAGCUACACGGAGUGUGUCAAUUUGAUGGUCGCCUCGCUUCUCGUCGCUUCAAUCGUCGUCAUUCUCAAAUUCAUCGGCUCACAAGCGAUCGUCGAGCACGGCAUGGUGUUGCUCGACGGCAACAAAGCAUCGCGCAUUCGGAAUCUCAACACCGCCUGUAUCGCCGUUCUAAUGUCGGCCGCAUUAUUUUGUUGGUGUCCGGCGACGAUGCGAUGCGUCGAGCACGCGUUGGGCCGAUUUCAGACGCCGUGGAAGUUCGUCGUCCAGAUUAUGAGCACCUCGCUCACGUCGGCAAUAUUCGUUACCGUAUCGCCAUUUCUCCUCUAUUACGAGAUAUCGAUGUCGCGCAAAUUUAAAAUCGCGUACGGCCUCAAUCGAAAAUCGUCGAUAUCGAUCGAUAUUCUCCUCGCGUUGUUCGUCGUUCUCGCCAUUUACGAGCCGUUCAAUGAGAGUCUCGAGAUUUGGGAUCGCGAUGAGAAGACGCUCGCCUAUUGUAGGUACGGCUACUUCAAAUGGACAAUUCUGGCAAGCGUUUCGAUGUACACCACCUACGUGAUCCUUUUGAUGUGGCGCGUCGCCGAGGUGUCCGCCGUCGCCGCGCCCGCCGAUGAUCCGACCAGAUCGUUGAGCGUCGUCGAGCAUCCGCCGACGUUGAUGAGCAUGUCAACGGCGACCCGAUCGCUCGCCGAGAACACCGACGACACGCAACUCGAGACGCUCACCGUCUCGCCGAGGCCGUUUCACGUGGCGCGCGGCGCCAGCGCGAUUCUCAACGUCACCAACAACAGCAAUUUGGAAUGGGUGGCGAUGAGGGCCCUCCUGUCGACGACAGGCUUCUACGCGCUUCAUCCCACCAAAUUUCUAAUACCGCCCGGAAAACAAGUCUCGAUCGAGGUGCGCCAAAUCACACCAAUCGAGUUUCCCGCCAACAAUCACAGCAUUCUCAUCGAAUGGUUCUCGGUCGGCUGGACAUGCCCAAAUGUCGACAUUAAUCGCUUAUGGUCGAGGCCAUAUUUGGUGGCACAAAAUCGCUGGAAAUUCUUCGUUUUGCCUAUUUAUUUGGAGGUUUGA
Messenger RNA from Caenorhabditis bovis, 1368 nucleotides. Lineage: Eukaryota; Metazoa; Nematoda; Chromadorea; Rhabditida; Rhabditidae. The record is from the annotation of a GenBank genome assembly.